CGGGGGGUCCGCCGCGGGCACCGGCAGCACCGGCACCGAGAGGCAGGGAGGAAAGGAAAGGGAAGGAAAAGGAAGGGAGAGAGAAGGAGGGAGAGAGAGAAGGAGGGAGGGAGGGGAGGGAGGUCACCGCAGGUCAGCACCUACCUGGCAGUUUCAGCUUCUGCUCUCAGCAACACUCAGCAAUAUUCGCUCCCUGUCACCUUGGAAAAAGAAAAAAAAAAAGAAAAAAAGAAAAAAGACAUUGCUACCUACAACCCGUCAGCAAGUAAACUAAGCUUAAAUAUAUAUAUAUAUUUAAACGCAGUAGAAGCCACAGCAGCUGAAUCUGGUCCCUGGGUAGCAUGAGUAGCAUGAACCAGAUAGAAACAAACAUGCAGUACACCUACAACUACGAAGAAGAUGAGUACAUGACCCAAGAAGAAGAAUGGGACAGGGACCUGCUCCUGGACCCAGCAUGGGAGAAGCAGCAAAGGAAGACGUUUACAGCCUGGUGCAACUCCCACCUCAGGAAAGCAGGCACACAGAUUGAGAACAUUGAGGAGGACUUCAGAAACGGCCUCAAACUGAUGCUGCUCUUGGAAGUUAUCUCAGGGGAAAGACUACCGAAACCAGACAGAGGGAAGAUGCGCUUUCAUAAAAUUGCUAAUGUCAACAAAGCUUUGGAUUAUAUUGCCAGCAAAGGAGUGAAACUUGUGUCAAUUGGUGCAGAAGAAAUUGUUGAUGGCAAUGUGAAAAUGACACUGGGUAUGAUCUGGACUAUCAUCCUUCGCUUUGCUAUUCAGGAUAUUUCAGUGGAAGAGACCUCUGCCAAAGAAGGGCUGCUGCUCUGGUGUCAAAGAAAAACUGCUCCUUACAGAAACGUGAACAUUCAGAACUUCCAUCUUAGCUGGAAAGAUGGCCUUGGAUUAUGUGCACUUAUCCACAGACACCGACCUGAUCUUAUUGACUACUCCAAGCUAAAUAAGGAUGACCCCAUAGGAAAUAUCAACCUUGCCAUGGAAAUUGCUGAAAAGCAUUUGGAUAUCCCUAAGAUGCUGGAUGCAGAAGAUGUAGUAAACACUGCCAGACCUGAUGAAAGAGCCAUUAUGACUUAUGUUUCCUGUUACUACCAUGCAUUUGCUGGUGCUCAGAAGGCUGAGACUGCAGCUAACCGGAUCUGUAAGGUGCUUGCUGUGAAUCAGGAAAAUGAGAGGUUGAUGGAAGAGUAUGAGAGACUAGCAAGUGAGCUUUUAGAAUGGAUUCGCCGGACAAUUCCUUGGCUGGAAAACAGGACCCCAGAAAAAACAAUGCAGGCUAUGCAGAAGAAAUUAGAAGAUUUCCGGGACUACCGCCGCAAACACAAACCUCCCAAAGUCCAAGAGAAAUGUCAACUGGAGAUCAAUUUCAACACCCUGCAGACAAAACUGAGGAUCAGCAAUCGGCCAGCUUUCAUGCCAUCAGAGGGAAAAAUGGUUUCGGAUAUUGCCGGUGCUUGGCAGAGACUUGAACAAGCUGAGAAAGGCUAUGAAGAGUGGUUGCUGAAUGAAAUACGAAGACUGGAAAGACUUGAACACUUGGCUGAGAAAUUCAGGCAGAAGGCUUCCACUCAUGAACAAUGGGCAUAUGGCAAAGAGCAGAUCUUACUUCAGAAGGAUUAUGAAUCUGCUUCUCUGACAGAAGUCCGCGCCAUGUUAAGGAAACAUGAAGCUUUUGAGAGCGAUUUGGCUGCUCACCAGGACAGGGUGGAACAGAUCGCUGCCAUUGCCCAGGAGCUGAAUGAACUGGACUACCAUGAUGCUGCAAGUGUCAAUGAUAGAUGCCAAAAGAUAUGUGACCAAUGGGACAGCCUGGGAACACUUACUCAGAAAAGGAGAGAGGCACUGGAGAGGACGGAGAAAUUGCUUGAAACAAUUGAUCAGCUUCACUUGGAGUUUGCCAAAAGAGCUGCCCCUUUCAACAACUGGAUGGAAGGUGCUAUGGAAGACCUGCAGGACAUGUUUAUUGUUCACAGCAUAGAGGAAAUUCAGAGUUUAAUCUCUGCGCAUGAUCAAUUUAAAGCUACUUUGCCAGAGGCAGAUGGUGAAAGACAAGCCAUACUGUCAAUCCAGAAUGAAGUUGAAAAAGUUAUUCAGAGUUAUAGCAUGAGAAUAAGUGCAAGCAAUCCUUACAGCACUGUUACUGUGGAAGAGAUUCGUAGCAAGUGGGAGAAGGUGAAGCAGCUGGUGCCUCAGAGGGAUCAAUCCUUGCAGGAGGAGCUAGCCCGCCAGCAUGCCAACGAGCGCCUGCGUCGCCAGUUUGCUGCUCAGGCCAAUGUCAUUGGGCCAUGGAUCCAGACCAAGAUGGAGGAAAUUGCCCGCAGCUCUAUUGAAAUGACAGGGCCUUUGGAGGACCAGAUGAAUCAGCUGAAGCAAUAUGAGCACAAUAUCAUUAAUUAUAAACACAACAUUGACAAACUGGAAGGAGAUCAUCAGCUUAUACAAGAAGCCCUGGUGUUUGACAACAAGCACACCAACUAUACUAUGGAGCACAUCCGUGUUGGAUGGGAGCUCCUACUUACCACCAUUGCUCGAACUAUCAAUGAGGUUGAGACUCAGAUCCUCACAAGAGAUGCCAAGGGUAUCACCCAGGAACAAAUGAAUGACUUCAGAGCAUCAUUCAAUCAUUUUGACAGGGAUGAAUCUGACAGUCUGCAUUCUGAUGGAUUUAAAGCCUGCCUCAUCAGUCUAGGACAGGUUGGAAAUGACCUGCAGAGGAAGAAUGGAUUGAUGGACCACGAUGAUUUCAGAGCUUGCUUAAUUUCAAUGGGUUAUGAUUUGGGUGAAGCUGAGUUUGCCCGAAUCAUGUCUCUGGUUGACCCCAAUGGACAAGGAACCGUCACUUUCCAGUCCUUCAUUGACUUCAUGACCAGAGAAACGGCAGACACAGACACGGCUGAGCAAGUGAUAGCUUCCUUCAGAAUCCUGGCUUCAGAUAAGCCUUAUAUCCUGGCAGAUGAGUUACGUCGAGAGCUGCCUCCUGAGCAGGCUCAGUACUGCAUUAAGAGAAUGCCUCCGUACACCGGCCCAGGUUCUGUUCCCGGGGCUCUGGAUUACACCUCAUUUUCAUCAGCACUGUAUGGAGAGAGCGACCUCUGAUUCUGUAAUUGCCCGUAUUCAUGGUAGACACUAAAAAUACCCACCUUAUUGCCCAGGUUGCUUCUCAAAAGCUUUGACAAGCUGAUUUAAAAAUGAGUUUUACAAAUACAGUAGGUACUGUCAGUGUAAAGUGCUAGUAACUAAAGUAACUAGUGUAUAUUAAAGUGUGCGGCACGCUAGAUUUCUGCGUUGUUGGUUUUAGGUUGUCUGUCCAAUACAAUGCUAGAAAAUAUAUUAAAAAAAAUUGCAAGAUAUUAACUCUGGUAAUAUUCAUUUGGAAAACAGAAUGUAAAACCUAAGAACGUUGAAACUCACAAAAUAUUUCUCCAUUUUCAGAAUGUUUCAAUGCCACAUGUGCUUCUUUUACGAUGUUCAUAAAACUACAUUAUAAGUCAUGCUUUUUUAUUUCGUAGAGCAAUAUUAUUUUCCUCUAAUGAUUUCUGAUUUUGUAUGCUUCUACUGGUGGAAUUUAAUAAAAUAUUAAAAUGCAGUUUUUUAGGGAAGAAAUAUAUCAACCAAGUAAACUACUUGAUUAUGAAAAUAAUCCAGAAUGCUAUGUUUUUGUCUCUUAAAGAAGGUUUUAUCUUAUCACAAAGAAUUGUAAUAUAGCGGGGAAAAGCUGAUUAAAUUGCAGGUUUAGAGUUCUAUAUUCAGUACUUUUCUUUUAGGCCUUUAACUUUUACAGCUGAGGGAGUACAACUUUUAUAAUAAGAAAUAGUAAGGAAGCUAAUUUCAUGUGAGCUGUUUUGUUUUGAAACCCUCAUUCUUGUCUGUGUUGGACAGUCUGUGUUUCUCAGUAUAAGAAAGCCAGUCCCUUGUUGUAUUAGUGGGCAACAUUCAUCUCUAUCCUGUGUAUUGCAAAAUCCCAUCUGAGCAUAUGUAGUGUGGUUGUCUUGCAGCUUUAACUGUUCAGUGCUCAAAUUUCAGUUUGUCUUGACUUCUACUGGAUCACAGGCAGUUCUGUCUAUAUUAUGCUCCUGUGCGCUAGUUGUUUCCUGUUUUUUUUUUCCAUCUUGAGAAAUGAUAGAGAAGUAAAAGCAGUAACUUUUUUACUUGAAUCCUACUGACACUGAGGAAAUGCAAUGUAAUCAAGCAAAACCAUUUACAAAUGGUGAAGUGAGCUGUGCAGCCCAGUGCUUUUAAAGCAAUGAUGUGCCUACUAAAUAAAGUCUGCUUUUCAAAACCUUA
This is a messenger RNA of Tyto alba (common barn owl), 4301 nucleotides long. RefSeq names its product actinin alpha 2 (gene ACTN2). Lineage: Eukaryota; Metazoa; Chordata; Aves; Strigiformes; Tytonidae. The coding region runs from base 342 to 3113 and encodes 923 amino acids. Gene Ontology annotation, molecular function: calcium ion binding; actin filament binding. The record is from RefSeq and is a predicted model, not a curated record. The transcript has 22 exons. Gene Ontology annotation, biological process: actin cytoskeleton organization; muscle cell development. Gene Ontology annotation, cellular component: plasma membrane; cell projection; cortical actin cytoskeleton.